UUAAAUCGCCCGCUACAAUGUCGCAGCCACGGAAAGUGAUCCACCUACCUAAGGUGAGAAUGUUGCGGCCAUCGUCGGUCGGGCGGCCGGGCGGCCUGCGCAUCACCAAUAUCAAAGCGAUCAGACCACCAGAUCCUGAGGCCAUCAAGAAACAGGAGGAGGAGAAACUUAGAGCUGAGCUAGAGAAAGAGAUAAUGUCUCGUUCACGUUCGUGUGCAAACAAGACGUAUGAAUGCACCCUCCCUGUACUUUCCGGACGUCAGUACUGUGUGAAGCAUAUAUUGAAGGAUCCCACAGCACCGUACAAACAAUGCGCUCACAUAUACAGUAACGGUGAGAGGUGUCAGCAACCAGCCCCUAGCGAAAACAAGGACCACAGGGAUCAAGGAUUGUGUUUCGAGCACGCCCGUGUAGCGUUACACGCGCGUCAACGUAGCGCUGCGCCACCGCCCCCGGUUACUACUACGGAGACGCUACUGAACCAAUUACAACAUUACGUCAGGCCAGAAAGAGCUCGCACCACAUCUUGUGCUUCGUCUGUGUCAGUAGUGAGUGAUCAUGACCCGGACAACAUUGCUCCGACUCCGUUAGACCCUUUCAAGCAAAUAGACGCAACUGCUGUGAACGCUCAGUACUCGGCAUCUAUAAUGGAGUGUGCGAGCGGGACGGACAGUGAUGCUGAUAGUGUCACACUCGGCCCCGGCGGCUCGUGCAGGGAAACCGGACCCAUAGAGCACUGCGAGGAAGCGCCCUGUGAAGAGGGACCUUUAUGGCGUGCGGGUGUUUAUACCGCUGAAGAGGCAGUCUGGUGUGCGAAGAACUCGCUGCGUUCACUGCAAUCAUUGUACGUGAAGCAGAUGGGGAGACUGAAGGUGUUACUGCAAAUGGCCAGGGCACAAUACAUCAAGUCGCUCAAAGCCGAGAAAGAACAGUACUGUAGCAUAAACUCCCAGGCUCGCUCUGGUCCACUAACAGUGCGCGAGCGCAGACAACUGAGGAAACUGAAGGCGUACGCCGCGUACCAUAGACACCAUAGAGUAGAGGCGCUACUCGCUAGGAAACUGCAUCGCAAGAGAGCCAAGAUGGGUUCAGAUAGUAACCGGCCGGGUCCCCAGGGCCGUUGUUCCUUCGCAGAGGGUGGGGUGAGAUGUUCGAUUCCCGCCUUACCCGCAGCUAAACACUGUAUGAGACAUAUACUGCUCGAUAGACACCAGGUGCUAUUCACCGCGUGCGGCGAUUCCCGCGGUUGCGCGUCGUGUGGUGAGCCGAGCGCCCGGCUGCCGCUGCCCACACUCGCGUGCCGGUACCACGCGGCGCCACCGCAUCUAGCCACAUUCACACUCAAGAAGGACGACUCUGACAGCGAAUCGGACUCUCACUCUAGUUCGGACGAGUCCCAAGCUGACGACUUCGUGGAGCAUUCGUCUGACAAGCACGAGAUUGCACCAGUUCCAGAGUCGCCGUUUGAAUGACACAUGGAGUUGGACGACUUACUCUAUGAUCUCGAGUGCUAGUGGGCCAUAAACGGAGUGUGAUGACUUCAAUUGAAGUGAAAUGUGUUCUGAAAGUGACUUUAGUGAACACCGGUCAAACUAAAAUGUGUGUUAAUAUGAAGUGAAAAGAAAUACUGUGAAUAUUUGGUGUUAUGGUGGAUAUGAUAAAUCUGUUUGUGUAGAGCAGACCUACCAGUUCCGACGAUGACUGAACGUAGGAAUAAUUCUAUAGUGAGCCUUAUAUCAAUAACUGUAAGGUGUAAACAAUGUAUUAGAUGUCCAUCUUACUCAUACUCAGCGGUCAGGUACUCAGUGGAUAUUGGUGGACUGCCCGAUAGUGCGAUUAUAAUGUUUUUACGGUCAGUACAAUAUUACACUACUAAUUUACUAAAUCGGCAUUGACAUGUCUCGAAUUUGGAAUCAGUUACUAACCACAUGUAAACAAGCUGUGUUAUCAAAAACAAGUACAAUAUCCGCCUGUGUGACUUGUUUAACUGUGUUGAUGCAAUUUAAUUGAAUUUAAAAUUAUUCACUUUGCUUGACAUUUUUUUCCUAGAGAUAUUUUAUUAUUCUAUGUACAGAUUGGAUUGCCUUUCUCAGAUGAAGAAGUUCAUAUUUUUUCACUUAAUCUACAAAUCCAUUCAACAAGUAACAAUAUCAUUCAGUUUAACACUAUAUCCAAUGGUCAUUCUAUUUGAUAAAGUAGACUACUUAAAAAUUUUAAUGUUUUUAAAUAUAAUUUCAAUGACUGCAUUAUUGUAAAAUAUUUGAUAACUAGAAUAGUGUUAGGUACUUAUAAGUAUUUGCUAAGUUAGAUUGACUUGUAAAAAUCCAUAAGUAAUCUCUUAAUAAUGUAACUUAAGUUUACUUUACUUUUAAUUAUUGUACCUUUGAAAUCUAAAUAUUUGUUACCUUGAGGUGUAAUAGUAAUCAAACUAUGGAGUACAAGAUAUACAACUAUAAGAAUUCUAAAGACAUGAUAAUGUAUAUUAUCCUCGAAACUAGGUAGAUGAACCAAAGAAGCGUUAUUACCUGAAUCAAACGCAGCAGUAUUGUUAUAUUGACGAUUUACAUUCUGUUUGUGAUAUGAAAUUAUCUGAUAAGUAUGAAACGUAAAUAAAUUGGUGCUUUUGAAAUCUAGUUUUAAUUUUGAGCAUUCCUUUUUAAUACAAUAUCGCAUCCAUCACUUUAUGAAAAUAAAAAUUUCUUAACAUUGGAACGCUCGAUGGCAACACAUUUUUUUGGUAGUCAAUGAGUCCAUCUUUUGGUGUCCGUCAGUCUGGCAGCGCGACCCUUUUGGAUUUUAAAUGAAUUCUUUACCCAUCAAAUUUCAUAUUUAUCAAUCUGUUACGAAGUAUGUACAAAUAGAAAAAAAUCCCGAAAUAAUCACACAGCAUAAAAAUGAUAUUUUUUUAGCUUUUUAAGUCGUAUGGCUUGAC
This is a messenger RNA of Diatraea saccharalis (sugarcane borer), 2932 nucleotides long. Lineage: Eukaryota; Metazoa; Arthropoda; Insecta; Lepidoptera; Crambidae. The record is from the annotation of a GenBank genome assembly.